AUGCCUGUUGGCAGAGCGGGAGAAAUUCAAGAUCUUUACGAGGAUACAUUACUGGAUGAGAGAAAAUCUAUCACACAAAAAACAGUUGAAACCAGGAGGCUUGUAGACCUUUGGGAAAAAGAUCCGCCACUUGGUCGUCCAAAAGAUGCGCCAUUGGCCGCGGCGGACUCGGGUUUUCGCUAUGUAGAACAACCCCAUCAGGCAUCGUCGUAUAUGAACGGUUACGAUCCAUCGCUUUCGUCGUAUUCAUACCGCAGUGAACAAAGACGAGAAUAUGUAAGUGUCUUUCAAGAUUAUAUUAUUUUUUUGCAUAGACCUGCUGCGGCCAGAGCACACUAUAAUCAUUUUGGUUCUACGCUCAUUCUAAGAGGUCAGAAACAAGUUACUGUUGUAACGGGUGUCUGGUCCGUGUAA
Messenger RNA from Enterobius vermicularis (human pinworm), 414 nucleotides. The record is from the annotation of a GenBank genome assembly. NCBI's taxonomy places the organism in Eukaryota, Metazoa, Nematoda, Chromadorea, Rhabditida, Oxyuridae.